Molecule: messenger RNA, 579 nt
Organism: Coniosporium apollinis CBS 100218
Lineage: Eukaryota; Fungi; Ascomycota; Dothideomycetes
Exons: 2
Coding region: 1-579 (192 amino acids)
Source: RefSeq, a predicted model, not a curated record
AUGACGACCUCACCAGCUUCCUCCGGAACUGGUACGGCCCUCCAAUCGAUUCAAGCAGAGUUUCCUCUCAAGUUCCAACAACUCCCCGCGGCUGUUUACCUCACACCCAAUCUUUCGGCGGACACAAGCAGCAGACGGGUCGUAGACAGCUUCAUAGCUUUUACCACCACGUGGCCAAUGCUCGCUGAGGCAUGGUACCAUGAACUAUCUCGGCUUGAGGAGCGCCGUGGUAGGGCCCAGCCACUCGACAAGCCCAGAAGUUUCGACAUGGCGGCCAAAAACCUCGGCUCGAGGUUCCACGAGGUCGAUACACCUCCCGCGGGUUGCACUCCACUCAGCAAGAAGGAGGCAUAUCACCUGGCAGGAUACUUGUGCAACUGGUUCGGCAGGUGCUUGCUAGCGCAUCUUCCUGCGAGGCAGGCGGUGCGUUGCGAGCGCAAAAAGCUGAAGAGGGUUAUAGCUAGGUUGGCAAAGGCAGUCUGCGCGUGGGUCUUUGAUGAUGAGACCGGGGCUAGACUUAAGAACUACGGCAGUAUUCCUACGCCGUAUAGCCAGGAGAUGCGACGGGCGCUACGCUAA